CAGGCCGCGGCAGCCGGCGGCGCGGGGCUCCCCUGGGAGGGGCGAAGACAGGUCGGCCCGGCGCCGGGGGCUGGCCCCUGUCCCGGGAGGGGGUCGCGGCCUCUGGAGGCGGCUUCAGGCUCCCGCCUCGGAGCACGCUUUUCUCCCCGGCGGGCGCGCGCGCGCGCGCGCGUUCCUCGAACACCGGCAGGGAGCGCGCCCGCCCAGGUGAGGUGCAGGUGAGGGCCCGCGGAGCGGGGGCCUCUGGCCUACCCCAGAGCGGCCGCUGCCCUUUGAGAAGGACCGAGGGCCUGUUGGGUCUCAGGACUGCAGCUCACGCCCUGCGCCAGGCGGAGCUUCCGGGAGGGUCGCUGAGCUCCCAGGCCCCAAGCUCCCAAGUCCCGGCAUCCCAGAAAAAUAGCUCCGGGGGACGAAGAUGAGCCCGGAGGCCUGACCUCCUCCUGGGGAGGUUGGCUGGAGAGGGCCCUCCAGCUGCCCACCCCCCUCCUAGACCGGUGCUCUUCCUCCCUGGCCGGCAGCCCCUGGCUCCCUAAUCCUGGGGGGAAACCCCAGCUGGGAGGUACAGACACAAGCUGACCCGCUUCUUGGUAACCAUUUCUUAAGGGUGGACAGCCAGUUAAGGUGACAGGAUUUGAGUGUGGUUUUGUCUAGACUGAGAAGAUGCCCAGGUGCCCUUCACUGCUGCUUAAAUUGUAGCACCUGGUGGCUUUGGGAUACAGAUGCUAGGUGCCCUCCCAGCCAUCCUCAAGAUCUUAUUCUAGGGGCCCUUGGGUGCAGAGUGACAGUUUGACAAAGCCUGAGCCCCUGGCUUUGGCUCACACUUUUCUCCAAGUACAGUUCAGGGGAGUUUUGCAGAAUGAUUUAUCUCUCAUGUCCUGUAGGUGAUUGUUUUAAAGCUGUCUCUGGGAGACUUCCUUAGAUUGUUUAAUCUCAUUCUCCGACUAGGUAAUUUGACAGUUGCGAAAACUGUUCCGAUAGGAGUCAGAUCUCUAUCUACAGUCAUUUAAAAGCUGUGAAUUUAGUGGAGAUCAGAGUGGUUUUCCUCAGGAAAACUCCCUUCCCCCAACCUUGCACCCUAGUGUGUAAAAAUCAGUGCAGCCCUUCUUGCUUUGUUGGGGGCCUGUUUUUUAAGGUGGUAUUGCUGUUUUAAGGUAAGUCUUGACUUAGGCUCUUCACGGGCCAAGGCUUAUGCAAAUAUUUUGUAAUUUCUGUAAUUUUGCCAGGGCAAUUUGAAUGAUGGCCAUAUAAGUGGGGAGCCCCUCCCCCAUUGCAGGUGACUCAGAAUCUGAGAACUGGGGUAUCCCACACUCCACCUGGUCAUUAUAGCAUCAUAUCCACUGUCCAGGAUAGCUGUUCAUUAGCUGUAGUUAAAUGUAUUUGAUUAUGUGCUUUUUAGUUUGCCUUUGAGCCGUUAAGUUAAUGGUAUUUCUUGCCAAAAAAAAAUUAUGAACUGAAGUUUCAGCUUCUAAUUAGAUGCCUCUGAUUCUCUUUAAUUCUGGGAGUCAAAAGUCUAUUUAAAAAGCAGGCAAAAGACUCUUUGGAGUGUAAGUGGAGCGCUGAAGACCUAACCCCGGCAAUGUGUUGGGACAUUGCCCUUUCAUCACGGUGAACCUGGACUUGAAGAGAAUUUCAAGGGCAUCCUCAGGCCUUUCCCAUAAGGGCCAUUCACAAACAGGUUCUUGGAGUGUUCCCAGGAGCUGCUCAGCCAUUCUGACAAAGAAGCACAGAACAAAAAGGGACUCGUAACUGUGUUUGGGGCUACAAACACAUGCUGUGGCCCAUGAGACCAUCUGGCAAAUAUACAUUCAACAUUUUAAUAUGAAAAAGCUUUAUUAAUUGGUGGGACCACACUGACGGUGCAUCUUACAAGGGUACAUGUGAAACUUACUAAAUGUAGAAUAUAAAUGUCUUAACACAAUAACUAAGAAAAUGCCAGGAAGGCUAUGUUAACCAGUGUGAUGAAACUAUGUCAAAUUGUAUAUAAAACCAGUGUAUGGUACACCAUGAUUGCAUUAAUGUACACAGCUAUGCUUUAAUAAAAAAUAAAAUAAAUUUUUAAAAAGCUUUAUUAAAAUCAACUCUUUAAGAUGUUUGGGCAAGUAAUUUUUGAUCGUUGCUCACAUCAUGCAACUUUUUGUUCCAGGAGCUUGUGGGUCAGGUCAAGAAUGAAUCUUUUCGCAAACACCCCCUAGUUCUGGGUUCAUCAGAGUCUCUUUUCAACCUACAAAGAUGCAUUUACAGACCUUAUCUCAUGGGCACUGCUUGGCAACCUUUUGAGGAUGUGAGACCCGCAGAAGAGUAAAGCGUUGCUUCUCUGCACCUCCCUCCCUGUCUGCUAGAAUGUUCCUCAUGAACGCCCCUCCAGUGGUUGCUCUCCAGUCCAAAUGGGAGGCCUUUGGCCCACCGGGGAGCUUUAGGUUUCCCGGGUGCUUUUCAGAGUCAAAAGAGGGUGUCAAGAGAGCAUCUGUAAGCGCCAAAGUGCAGAUGAUCCUCAGCUCUCUGCAGCGCGACGAGGCUGCUCUGGGCAUGAACCAUGAGCGGGCACCACCGAGAAGCCAGAGGGCCGAGCGGUGCCGAGACACCCGGCUGGCUGCCAACCCUGCUGUGUGCAAAGAGCAACCUGCAUUUGCUGCCUGUGGUCGUGCUGACAGUUUUGACCCCAUGGGGGAGGAGGAAGCUGCAGACCUUGGCCCCUUGGUCCUGGAUUCGGACAGUGACGAUUCUGUGGACCGGGACAUCGAGGAGGCCAUCCAAGAGUAUCUGAAGGCAAAGGGUGGAGCUACACAGCCUGUGUCCAGCAGGGCCCAGCCCAGUGGGGCCCAGCCCUCUGGAGCCACAGGCGGGACCAGUAGAUGUAAACCGGAGCCUCCUCACAACAGUGCCCCAGCUGCUCUGUGUCCCCCCAAACUGAUCCCUGGCAGCCACGUGGGAGCCAGCAAGGACCAAGGCUCCACCUCCCCGGUUAGUGUCAGCAGCGAUGACUCCUUUGAACAGAGCAUCAGGGCAGAAAUAGAGCAGUUUCUCAAUGAGAAAAGGCAACAUGAAACCCCCAAAUGUGAUGGGUGCGUGGAUAAAAAACUAGAGCCAAAUGAAAAUUCGGCCAAAUCACUGCUUAAAUCCUGCAAAGAGCUGACCAUUAAGGGGACACCACGGCAGGAUCUGAAGGCAGCCUGUAAGGAGUUUGUCUUCCGAAAACCUCCCAGGUUCACCAAGGUGAAUGCACAGCCCAGAAGCCUCAGGUCUAAGAUCACCUCCGGGCCAGAGACCCUGGGCAGCAUAAAGCCGGCAGCCCUCAAGCCUGCCACCCCCUGCCGCCCUGCAGAAGCCACGCAGAGUAAGGGCGGGGUUAAGAGGAGUGUUGGCACCACAAGGCGGGGAAAGCGGGUCAGGAGUGCGGCCCUGGUGCCUGAGGGCUCUGACUCCAGCAGUGACGACGGCAUCGAGGCAGCCAUCCAGCUGUACCAGCUGGAGAAGACAAGGAAGGAGGCCAGUGGGGGCCCGCCACAGAGAGCCCCGUGCCAGGAGGACAAGAGGCCUGACCCGCCCGCAGACAACACAAGCAGUGCCCAGAAAAGUGCCUUGCCUGAAACCCAUAGGAAAACACCCAGCAAGAAGAAGUCCGUGGCUGCAAAGCCUGCUGAGCCCGGCCCAGGGGACCUUGAUGCCAGCCACUCGCCCAAGCUGCCAAAGGAAACCAAAACUCCUCUUGCAGUAAGCACAGCUUCCAGAAGCGAGUUGGUGGAGCGAUCCUCAUGCCGGGCAGACACGUCUGCAGAGCUGAUGUGUGCAGAAGCUAUCCUGGACAUUUCCAAGGCAAUCCUGCCAGCCCCUGUGGAGGGCAGCGACAGGUCGCUCUCCACAAGACCACUCUUCUACUCCUCGAACGUGCCUUCCUGCUCUGGCGGUGAUAGCAGCUCCGUGGACAGUGACGAUAGCAUAGAACAGGAGAUCCGGACGUUUUUAGCCCUCAAGGCGCAGUCAGGGAGUUCACUAGCCAGAGCCGAAAUUGACCCUCAGGCUGCACAGAGGCCGCUGUCACCACCAGGUCCCAACAGCCAGACUGGUGGCCCCAGGGCCCCCCUCCCUACACCAGACCUGUCACUAAGCUGUAAAAGGAAAUACAGGGGCAGCAGCCACACAGCAAGGCCAUCCACGCCCAAGAAAACAAGGGAGGUGGUGAAAGAGGGUGGCCAAGACAUUGACCACGCCCUGGGGCCAGCUGAGCCUGGCUGUGAUGGACAAGACCUGCCCAGUCAGGGCAAAGCUGGCGAGGCCCCUGGGAGGGAGGGUGAGGCCAGGAGGCCCAGUGGUGCACAUGUGCCUCAGAGCCACUGUAAGGCGGUUGAUGCGAGGUGUGUAGAUGAGAAAGAGAGUUCUGAGGACAAGAGCAGCUCACUGGACAGUGACGAGGACCUUGACACGGCCAUUAAGGACUUGUUAAGAUCCAAACGAAAGCUUAAGAAGAGGUGCAAGGACCCCAAGGCUGCAUGUAAAAAGAAGGUCAGGUUCAGCACUACUGAGACGCAGUUCUUGGAUAAGCCAGGUGGGUGCCAGAGAGACUGGAAAGACAGAUCCCCACAGGUGCUGAAAAGCUGCCUCUCCAAGUCCAAGAGAGACAGUGGAGAGAGCCCCGUGAAAAGACCUCCGAGCAUCUUUGGCAGUGUGACAGAGCGAACCAAGCUUGAGGGUACUGGGGACCAGGAUGUGGCCCCAACCUUCCAAUUAAGGAGAAACGCCUCCGAAGGGAAUCUGUUCCCUGGCGAGCAUCAGAGUCAAGCUCCGAGCCCCAGCUUCCUGUCUGAUGACAGCAGUUCUGUGGACAGCAAUGAUAGCAUCGAACUAGAGAUUAGGAAGUUUUUGGCGGAAAAGGCUAAGGAAUCCGUGAGCAGCUCAGAAGUUCAAGCAGAGGGUGCCCCAACUCUUGGCUUGGGGGGGCCCGCCAGGCCAGAGGUGUCGUUCAGGAAAGAGCCAGCCCUGCAGCCCGGGGUGUGCACUCGGAGCCAGAGAGUUAAGGGGGCCCCUCAGCUGACCCAGGGACUACGAGGAGCCGAGAGAGCUGGAACGCAGAGGGGGACUGGCCUCUUCAGCCAGGGCGGGAAGAGCCUGGCUGCUCCAGCCAGAGGCACCACUGGGACUAUCUCUGCCAAGGGGUCUCCAAGUAGGAGGAACGUUUACGUCCACAAAGACCAUGGCCCACGAGGGGCGGAGCCUGCUGUCGCCGACAGUGGUUUUGGUCAGCUGCCCAGCUGUGCCAAAGCAGGCACCGAGGCAGGAGGUGCCGGGGGGACCUUCCAUGUGAGUUAUGGGAGCCGGAGCUUCCCAACUCCCAGCUCAGGAGCUGAGAGGGACACUCGACCCCAGGCCGACCUCACCCUCCCUUGGAGCGACUUUGCCCACCAGAGUCGGCUGCCCAGCCCGUGGGCGCUGAACUCGGAAGGCAGAGACUCAGCAUGGAGAGGGGGCCUGGGGAACGAGAGAGAGAAGCGGCCGGAGGGCCUGACCAGGGGCCCGCCCAGCCUGCCUUUCACAGGCUUCUCCCCCCUGCUGUCCACUCAGCUCUUCCACUUCGGAGGAAAGAGUGUGUCCUGGGGGGGCAAGCAGGCCGCUUUCUUCAGCCCCCACACUGGGCUGCCUUUGCAGGGCCCGUCCUUCUCGGCCUUCAGGGAGGCCCAGGCUGGGCCCAGCCCUGUGUUUGGAAGCCCACACCUGCUCGGGAAGAAGGAUGGCGGAUCCUGGCCACGGCGGAAGGCCCAGGCAGGGCUUGGUUUGCAUGACAGGAAGAACUCAGGCCCAGAGGAAAACAUUCUAGACCUGCGGUAUCGACAAAGGGUCAUGGACAAGGACGACCAGGACCAGGAGGCCCUGGGCAGUGACGCCAGUGACUUCAGCGACACCUCCAUGGAGGAUGGCGGUGGCUGUUCAGUAGUGAAGGGCAAAGCUCUCAAGUUGUGAGUGUGCAUCCUGGUGUUCGUAGCAUUUGUGGAAAGCUGUCUGUGUGUGUACCUGAGCACACGUGUAGGUGGUGUUCGUGAGUACAGAGCGUGGCGCUGUCCGUUACACGCGUCCCUGUACAUAUAUACACUGACAUGAAACCAUGGUUUUAUUUAACAGAUGUGUCCCGGUAAAUUUGAUUUUUGUAGCUUUUUGUAAAUUAUUUAAAGUGCUGUAAAAAGUAUUUUUGGAAAAUAUUGUCGUUCACUUUUGUAGGGCGUCCCUAACUGCAGUUUUCUGUGGUCUGCUUGCAAGUCUUAGAUUAGCAAACAUUUGGUUCUUACCAUCAUGGCCAGGUUCACAGACACUGAGGCUGUUGCUGUCCAGUAGACCGCUGGUGACAGUGUCCAGUGGUACCACCGUUCAAGCCGAGAGAGACAGCAGUCGCCCUCGCCAAGAAUCACUGAAAUGCCCAAAGGUGUCUUUUGGGAAGCUCCCAGGACAACACUUUUUGUACAAAGGACCUCCCACCCCAGUCCCUUGAGGCCAGAGCACGUCUUCUGAAAACGGCAGUCACAGCCUUCAGCUGGAAAAUGUUUUGAAGCACAAAGACCAACCAGCACCGAAGGGUCAACCAGCCGGGCCACUGCGGGUGGAGGCCAGGAGAGCCCUGCUGUGGCUUUGGAGCCCCAGUUGAUUAAUGUCUGUCCAGUCACUAGAUGAUUCUAAAUCUAAAUAAACCUCUUUUUAUAUGGGA
Nycticebus coucang (slow loris) is the source of this 6688-nucleotide messenger RNA. It is a transcript of the gene PPP1R26, whose product is annotated as protein phosphatase 1 regulatory subunit 26. Gene Ontology annotation, molecular function: protein phosphatase inhibitor activity. Lineage: Eukaryota; Metazoa; Chordata; Mammalia; Primates; Lorisidae. The transcript has 4 exons. Gene Ontology annotation, biological process: negative regulation of phosphatase activity. The coding region runs from base 2341 to 5952 and encodes 1203 amino acids. The record is from RefSeq and is a predicted model, not a curated record.